Oldenlandia corymbosa var. corymbosa is the source of this 1741-nucleotide messenger RNA. Lineage: Eukaryota; Viridiplantae; Streptophyta; Magnoliopsida; Gentianales; Rubiaceae. The record is from the annotation of a GenBank genome assembly.
AGCAUUAAUGUUCUGUCCCAACAAACAGCAUAAAUAUGGAAAUGUGGAGCAAAAUUCGAUCACAAGCCAAAAGCUGAAUUCUUAGGGUUAUUAGUUCAUUUGGAAACCAGGGAUUUCAUUUUGCAGUAUAUAGGGCCUGUGGAAAAAAAAAUGUUGAGUUCUCCAGCAGUUGAAAUCAUUUCUGAGUGUUUUAUCCAGCCUAAAUACACCCCUAAAGAGGAGUGUAGGAAGCCAUUACAGUUGUCACACUGGGAUCUACAACUGUUGACUGUCCACUAUAACCAAAAAGGCCUUCUUUUUGCCAAGCCUCCAUCUUUUAACACAGAUGAGAACCAAAUGAAAGAUUUCCUUGAGAAGCUCAAGGACUCUCUUUCAAUCGCCCUGGUUCAUUUCUAUCCUUUGGCAGGCCGUCUUGCAACUCUUCCACAAGAAACUCCGCCAACUUGUUCCGUUUAUGUCGAUUGUGCCAAUGGCCCUGGCGCUAAAUUUAUCCGCGCAUCCCUGAAUUUGACAGUCAAGGAUAUCCUUUCGCUGAUUCAUGUACCCAAAAUUGUCUACUCCUUUUUCGACCAUGUUGGGGCAAUCAACUACGAUGGACACAACCUGCCUCUGAUGACCAUUCAGGUCACAGAGUUGAUUGACGGCAUCUUCAUUGGACCCUCCAUCAAUCAUUCAUUAGUGGACGGGACAUCUUUUUGGCAUUUCAUCAAUUCAUGGUCCGAAAUCUUCAAUGCGAAAAAAAUCCAGGGGAUGAUGGACCAACCGACAUUCAGUACUGUUCUCUCCAGGCCACCUAUUCAUAAGCGCUGGAUACCUGAGGAGUAUGGACCCAUCCUCAGCUUGCCUUUCUCUCACCCUGAUGAAUUCAUCUUUAGAUACCACGACGAAUUCCCUGAACUGAAGGAAAAGGUCUUUUAUAUAUCAUCAGAUUCGUUACAGAAACUCAAGGCGAAAGCCAAAGCAGAAUGUGGUACAGCCACUAUUUCUACCUUCCAGGCUCUAGGUGCUCAUGUCUGGAGGUGCAUUACCAGGGCUCGGAAUCUUCCCCCGGAUGAAACUACAAGAUUUUGCUUUUCCGUUGACAACAGAUCCAGGAUUAGCCCUCCAUUGUCGCCGGAUUAUUUUGGCAACAGCAUUCAGGUCCUAGCAACUACAGUUACUUGUGGUGAAUUAAUGAACAAUGGACUCGGGUGGGCAGCCCGAAAGCUGAAUGAGCUAGUCAUCAAUCAGACGGACAAAUCAGCUCGUGAAUGGGCUGAAUCGUGGGCGAAAGUACCGACAUUUGGGAAUCUCGCCAAGCUUGGCGUUGGCAACAUAGUCCAGGUUGGUAGUUCUCCUAGGUUCAAUGUGUAUGGGAGUGAUUUCGGACUUGGUAAAGCUUUAGCAGUUCGAAGUGGAUUCGGGAAUAAGUUCGAUGGGAAAAUAAUGCUGUUUCCAGCAAGAGAAGGGGGUGGAAACAUUGAAAUGGAGGUUUGCCUUCUCCCUUCCUUCAUGACUUGUUUUGAAUCAGAUGAUGAACUCUUGCAGAUAGUUUCUGAACCAAGUCCUAUGAGCUAGUGUGAUUUCCAUGGUGAUGAUGGUGUUUUGCUUUCAAAAAUGAGGUUCGAUUGUUCAAAUUGUAUGAAAGUUUAAUAACUUGCGAAAUUGAGUGUAAAAUGUUACUUGGGAAUGCUACUCAUUAUAAGGCCCUUUAAUCUUUCUUAAUAAAACUCUUAACUACUUCAUUUGCUUUCUAAUUUGG